Molecule: messenger RNA, 810 nt
Organism: Dendrobium catenatum
Lineage: Eukaryota; Viridiplantae; Streptophyta; Magnoliopsida; Asparagales; Orchidaceae
Product: anthranilate O-methyltransferase 3-like
Exons: 4
Coding region: 31-810 (259 amino acids)
Biological process (GO): methylation
Molecular function (GO): S-adenosylmethionine-dependent methyltransferase activity
Source: RefSeq, a predicted model, not a curated record
AGAGAUUCGGCAGUACAAUAAUAACCAUAAAUGGGGGAAAAACCUCUUUCCGCUAAGGUCGAACAAAUUGUGCAUAUGGUGGGAGGAACUGGAGAGACAAGCUAUGCUAAAAACUCCAUUGUUCAAGCAAAGGUAAUUUUGAAAGCAAAGCCAAUAGUAGAAGAAGCUAUAAGAGAAGUCUACAGAACUCUUUUCCCCAUGAAAUUUGUAGCAGCUGACUUGGGUUGCUCGUCGGGCCCAAACACAUUUUUGGUGAUCUCUGAGAUCAUUAGCGUUAUCCAUGACCUUAGUCGACGGUUAGAUAUCAGCCAUGAAUCAGAAAUACAAAUAUUUUUGAAUGAUCUGCCUGGAAAUGAUUUCAACAAUAUCUUUCGUUCAUUGGUGGAUUAUAAGAAGCAAAUUAAGGAGGACAAGGGGGAGAACGUUGUGCCAUUUUAUGUCGCUGGAUCCCCAGGAUCAUUCUACACUCGGCUUUUUCCUUCUAAGAGCGUUCAUUUCUUUCACUCUUCUUAUAGUCAAAUGUGGCUUUCACAGGUGCCAAGAAUGGUUGAUGAUGAAAGCACUUUUGAUGAACUGAAGAAGGAAAAUUUGUACUCGGAACAAUUCAAAGAGGAUUUUUCAACCUUCCUUAAAUUAAGAUCCAAAGAACUAAUUUUUGGAGGAAGAAUGGUGCUAACAAUUGCAGGAAGAGUAAAUAAUUCAGAGUAUAAAGAUUCGUUCUAUAUGUUGGGGCUUUUAAGACUGGCAUUAAAUGAUAUGAUUUCUGAGGAUUUCAGCCAUCUAGGAUUUCUCCGGGAUGAGCAUGUUUAA